Molecule: messenger RNA, 8022 nt
Organism: Eupeodes corollae
Lineage: Eukaryota; Metazoa; Arthropoda; Insecta; Diptera; Syrphidae
Gene: stum
Product: protein stum
Exons: 10
Coding region: 930-6401 (1823 amino acids)
Biological process (GO): proprioception; sensory perception of mechanical stimulus; taxis
Cellular component (GO): sensory dendrite
Source: RefSeq, a predicted model, not a curated record
AUUUGUGAAAAAAAAUGUUAAAACCAUUGUCAGAGCGGAUUAUUUUUUGGAUUACAAAACCUUUACUUGGAUAUACGUUUGUUGGAUUAUUUUAAUGGAUUUCACUGAACUAAGUUCGUUAUUCUCGUUAUACAUACAAUAUGCAUACGUUUAACCCCACUUAUUCAUGAAAGAGCCAACAACUAAACACCACAAGGAAAAGUGUAUCCUCGAACCUUACACAUAUGUAUGUAGAAGAGCGCAAAGGUGAAGGAAACAAAUAAUUUCCAAGUGGAGAGUACUUAUAAGAAAGGAUAUUCAAAUUAAAUGGAGAAGACGUUGAACCGGCUACUUUAUAUUAUAUACUCGUAGUGUCUUGUAUUUUGUCCAGACAACAAUUUGUGGUAUGAAAACGAGCCAACAGGCAUAACAACAAAAAUUCAAAAAAGAAACAUGACUUCUUUGAAUUUACACUUUUACUGCUGCAGUUACUCCAGUUGUUGUAUCAUGUACAUGACUAACUGACCAUUGAACAAAACAAGGAUAUCUCAAGGAUUCUUUAUAUACACUCACUCGUUGUCGUUGCAGUCUAAUCGAAUAUAUACAAAGUUGCCUCUCCUUUUCUAUUUCUCUCUAACUUUCAAACGCAAAUCGUAAAAAACGUCUUUGUUUUUGUCUUGUUUUGGUUGGGAAAAAAGAUACGACCGACCCGGUCAUAACAUAAAAUUUCACCGAUGUUCAAAUUGUUUUUGUAUAUAUGUAAAUUCCUGCACAUGGCGAACCGCUGCAAAUCGAUAAGUCGAUGUAUACAACAAUUGUGGCUUGAUGUAGCCGGUUAACCUAACAAUACCAUAGAACCCGCUUAAGUUCGAUAGCUGCCGGUUAAUAUAUCGACCACAAAAUUUAUCAGAAAACAUCUUAAAUCCAUCAUCUCCUUGAUUGGGUGCAAUAUGAAAAAGUCACCACCAUCCAUCAUCCCGUUAAACUACGACUACCAAAAGAUGUCACCGUCUUCCACAUCAAAUGCAAUGCCAUCAGAACACCAGCAGAGUGAUGCCAAUACGUCAUUUUACGACAAUCAAUAUCAAAGCCUAUUUGGUGACCCUGUUCCGCCAACGCCAUCCGAAGAUUAUUUUGGACAUCUCGAUGGCAGUUUGUAUGGCAGCUUUAGGAGGGAUUCAUAUGCCUCGGCGAUAGCAGAUGAUUUCAAUAGGACGAUAACUCUGGCAACAGAUGGUGGGAGGAGAUUAUCAAGACUGUUUUCACAAAUUCCAGUAACUAGCACAAAUGUGGCCUUAAGUAGCCCUAGACUGGCACCAGACAUACAAAUUCUUCCAGAUAGUGGGAGUGGUCAUUCGAGUUCAGAUCCGCAGGCAUCACCAAAUUAUGGACUCUUGAGGCCAGAUGAUGCAACGCGGCCAGCGUUGGAUGAAACAUACGUGCAGAGUACUCAGGAUAUAGAAAGUAAUGGUGGAGGUGGUAUUCAGGAUUAUAUGGAACAUGGCCCGACGGCACAGGACGUUAUCCGAAGGAUAUCGGAUUUCUCGGAGGACUUCAAGUCUAAUGUUGGUUCCUUAAGGGAAUCACCACCUGAAGUACCAGAACCGCCUUCACGAUACAAUCGUCAAAUUUCCAACGAAUCUUACUCCAGCACAGAAUGGUUUAAGCCCAUUAAUUCGUAUCCUGAAUUUACAAAAAUGCCAAAAAUGCGACCAAGUUCUAAGAAUGUCCUCUCGAUUAAACAUCACGAAAUGCCAUCACAAGUUUCACCAGUAGCAGCUAUGAUUCAUGACUCAAAUGGCUCGAGUAGUAGUGAAGAUCAAAGAAAAAUCGAUGCAAUUCCUGCCAGACCUCCGGAUCCUCAACCAUCACGAUUAAGAUCAUUACAUCGUCAGUCAAGCUCUACAGACUCGAUAUUGCCAAGUAAUUUGCCUCCUAUUCCACCACCACCACUGCCACCAGCACCAGCGCCAGAAACAUGUUCUCAGUUGCCUCCUGACCCAUCAACGUCAUCAGUCUUGGCACAACCAGUAUCUCGAUCAAAAUCACCGAUUAUCGUAACUGAAUCCAUCACCACCGGAGCUGACUAUAGAGUAACUGCUCCUCGAACACACAAGAAACCCUCUUUUACGAUAAUUGCCAGUCUUCCACAGCCUUCCCUCGAUCAGAGUCUUCAAAAGCCACCGUCGUCAGGGCUUUCACCUUUUCGUGGACAUGGAUUUAAAGAACCAUCUGAAAAUCUUCCACAAGUGAUGUCUUCGGAAGGCUCCCAGAAACCAGUAGCCAUGCCAAGAAUGCUCCAUCGAAAAUCACUUUCAUCGACACAUCUCAAGCUUCCUAGUAUAACAGGUCCUUCAGGAAAACUUCCUGGAUCUGAUGACUCCCCACGGCCAUCAGUUCAAUUCAACAUGAGUGGCAGACGGGCCUCAAUGCAAUUGACAAACCACAAGGGAAUUCUCCAGAAAGGAAAAGAACACUCAUCCUCAUCGCAAGACACUCCCUUGUCCGCAAAACUAGAUCCUUUUGCCAGGGAAAAGAACGUUAGAAGCUGUGAAGCACUGCCACUCAUAACCGAUCCCUUUAGGACAUCGAUACCAAGGCUGAGUGCACCGCCAAGUGCACCUACAAAACCAAUCAUCCCGAAUUUAAAUCCAACAAGAAAGCAACGUGGACUUCUACGAGUCAUCAAUAGUGCUGACUCGAACUCACGAAUUCCAGUUCGAUCAAACUGGGCGAGUAUGGAUGACUUAUCGACUCAGAAAAAGCCAAUUUUAUCACCAAUUCGGGUUCAAGUUCGACGCCGAUCUAGCUCGACGUCGCCGGAAAGAAGAAGUUCAACCCAAACCGAACCAAGAAGUUCUAUUGCUUCCGAUCGAAGAAGCUCCAACUUGAGCACGGUGAGAACGUCAGAUUUUAGCUUUCGUCGGAAUUCCCUUUCUCCAAUUAAAACUCCUUUGACAGGAAGAAGGAAAUCCAUAUUCCAGUCAGGAGUGACAUCAAAAUCAACACCUGCGUCGCCUUCAAAAGCAAAGCGUUCAUCAAGAACUCCUCGCAAAAUUGCUAAGCCCAGCACACUCUCUCCAAUUAUUGGAACCCCAAAUAAAGAUCUUCCUCCUACAUCGCCGGCAAAAGGUAACCAAGCUCUUUCGAUGUCCUUAUCGCGAAGAGAGUCACUUUCCAAAAUUCCAGUUCUUAACAGCCCGAACGGUGCCCCAGCUUCAAGGUCCAAUUCGAGAUUAAGUUCACAGGGAAACUCACGAUUAAGUUCCAGAUCAAGUUCACCUUAUAAGGACUAUGGACCAAGCACACGAGUUCCUUCCAGCCGUUCACCAUCGCUACAAUCUCUCAGACCUGAAUCAAGACUGACAUCGAGAGGCGGAUCACGUCCAGUUUCAAGAGCGGCUUCGAGCAAGGCUCCUUCUCGAUCUACUUCGCGAGCCUCAACUCGAGAAAUUUCAAGAACUGCAUCGCGGGCGAAUUCUCGAGCCAGUUCUCGACCCAACUCCCGAAUGGACCAAGCCAAGGCAAUUGCGAACUCUCGUUCUAAUUCUCGACUCAGCAUAAGGAGUGAAAGUCCGAUCAAAAGUCGAACUACUAGCCCAACCAAACCGAAUCAGAGAAGCAAAUCUUCAUCCCGUAGUCCUCCUCCGAGGAAAACGCGAAGAAAAUCGAUAAGUCCUGGCAAAACCCGAACCCCAGUUGGUCAACGUAGGAACUCGAAUUCACGUAUUCCAGCUCGCAUUCCCACCUCCAAAUCACCACCAGGAAUAAAGCCUAAAGCAGCAACAAGAACGAGUGAGCCGAAAAGAGCAUCCCCCAAUAGAACAAGUGUUCGUAAAUCACCGAUAAGUGCCAAAAAGCCAGUUUCAAGCGGUUUUCCGCGAGGCAGUACUAAAAGUAGUACUAAAAAGAGUACGAAAACGAGUACAGUAAGUCAAACGAAAAAGACAGCAACGGACGGAACGAAUGUUCGACGGACUCCAUCUUCUGUUAAGAAGUCCACAGUUAAAGCUUCAACUCCUAAACCAGCUUCAAGUCCAACAGGUCUAAAAAGUCGUCAGCCAAGCAACCUUCAAUCGAGUAACCUUUCAAAGACUGACCAUAAACGUGAAUCUUCAACAGUCCGACAAGCUAUCAUUGCAGCGGCGGCGUUGAAACGAGAAGCUUCUUCCAUGAGUAUGAAAAAGGGUGAAAUUAAAGUUGAUCAAUCUUCUACUAAUCAAGCUGAGUCCCAGGCAUUUGAGACAGCUCAACCAAAAGAUGAAGGAUCCAAGGGCCCACCGAAGACUCUCAAGCGUCAACCCUCCACAAUGGCUUUGCUUACAAUCGGAUCGAAGCUUAGUCUGUUAAGAAAGCGUUCCGAUAGUAACCUCAGCAAAAAGCUUGAUGAUGCGAAAAAAACCGCUGCUAGUGGGGAUGGUUCAGCAGCCAAUGGCAGCGAUGCAGGGGCUGAUGGUUCAACGAAUGGUAAGCUUGUAGCCCUGACAAAGCCAAAUGUUAUUUCAAUGACUACCGCUGCUAUUACAGCUCAUCCAGUGGAAAUAAGUACUGUCCUGGCAAAUCAAUUGCCAAAGACAAGUAGUUCUGGGCAAUUGUUGGCAGGACAAGAAGACAUGGCUCUGCCAGCGGCCAUAUUGGAGAAAUCUCAAAAAACCCUCGAGAACAUACAGAAGACCGUUACCGAAGCAACUGAUGAAAUCCACAAGACCAUCAAUGAGAACUUAACUGAUUUGAAGACAUUGGAGAGUGACAUGGGCAAGAUCUCGGAGGAGCUAACCGGUUCACCAUUGUCUUUGGAAAAGUCUGACAGCCUUAAGACGGUAAUUGAAAAGCGUUCGCCAAAAAAUGCCGAUGGCAAGACAAAAGCAUCAGACAAAUCCGGUGGCAGUAAUGUUGAUGAUGCCUUUGGUGAAGCGGUACAGAAAUCUCCGAUUCCUGCAACUCAUCCUUUUGAUGCAACAGUUACAGUUAUCAAUCCAUCAAAGGGAAAUAAUUCAAAAGGUGCUUCAGGAGCAACAACCAGUGCCAGCGGCGGAUUAGCUGUAGAUGAGGAUUUGGCUGAAAGGGUUAGUGAACGUGCUAUUUCUGUGUUGCCAGAAGUUGACUGUGAAAGUGCAAAUUUGCAGAAUAACGAUGCGGGAUUGAUAGAGGAUGUGGAUGUCAUCAGUGGUCACUCUGGAGCUGGAAAAGAUUCCAAAAACACCAGCGCCCCCCAGAACUCAUCUGGUGCGAAAAAUGAUCAGCGUGGAGGCUUGAGUGGUGAAGAGGAUAUUCAAAAAGAAGCUGGCAGUCAGGACCCUCUCGAUGAGGAAAAUGAAAAGUCCAAAGGAUGUUGCAAAUGUGGCAAAUGCAAUUGUUCUCCUUGUUUCUGUAUUCCCUGUCGUCGUUCUCGCUGUUGUAAAUGUUUUAGCAAGAAAGACAAAGAUCCCGAAACAGCUGCUUUGGCUAGCAGUGUAGAAAUGGUUGAUGAAAAAGUCAGCUGCUGGAAGAAAAUGAAGUGUUGUAAAAGAAAACCAAAAACAACUGAUACAACCGAAGAACCUAUGCGACAACGAACAAUGGAAACAAUCAGUGAAGAACCAUCGGAACGACAAAGUAGUCAUGUUUCGGAAACACCAAAACAAGGUAAAUGUGGACUGUGCAUGAGAAGGAUAUUCUGCUGUCGGUCGGUGAACAAGGUCGAGGCUGCUAAAGAUGAUGUGGAAGAAGUCAAGAAGUGCUGCUUCUGCAUACCAUGCAGGAAGAAGAGACCACCACAAGCUGCUACACAACCUGCCUGGGAGGACCCGGAAAGACCGAUACAACAGGCUACUGAAGGAGCUGCACCAACACCAGCCGUAGCAGUACCUGAAGCUCCGCAAGGUGGCUGUUGCUCGAGGUUUUUCCAAAAGCUUAAUUGCUGCAAAAAGAAACAAACUGCAAGCGAAAGCAGACGACCAAGCAUGAAACAAGGACCUCCAGAGGAAACACGUCGAAAACUUCACGUGGACUUGGUUGAGUUCAACUCAAAGAUGAAAGGUGCAAUUCCAGUUAUGCCUCUGUAUCUGGCUUGGUUCUGUGCAAUUUGUAAUACUCUUUUUCCAGGAUUAGGAACUCUGCUUUCAGGAUUCUUUUGCAUUUGCGUCGGAAUUCCUCGCUUUAGCAUGUACGAUAGUGCCAAGGCUCGUUUUGGAUCUCUCAUUAUCAAUUGCAUUGUAGCAGUGGCUCAACUCUUUUGUGUGCUCUUCUGUUUUGUUGGUUGGGGAUGGUCCAUUUGGUGGGGUACUAUAAUGCUUAAAACUGCAAGAAAAUUGAAUAAAAUUAGAAAAGUUGAAAAACUUGAAGAAGAAGAAGAAAAACGACAAGCUGAGAUGGCUGCUGCAGCUGCAAUUACAGCUGCUGCUAAUGCUACUGCAACUGAUGUUGAAGCGGCAAAAGCUUAAAUUGCAAGGAUAAAACAUUUGGUUUAAUUUACUAAAAAAACAUAAAAGCUUUUCUACAUAUAUCAAUUCUAAAUUAACCUACUUACCAAAAUGCAAAAACAAUCUAUUUGUCAAGUUUUUUUUUCAAGAAUGCAAUCUUUUUUGAAUGAAAUCUUUUACGAAAUCGAUUUAAAGAUUGAAUUCACUGAAUUCACUUUGAAACAAAAAAUUGCAAUCAAUUAAUUGCAUUUAAAUAAUCGCAAAAUCUUGUAUGUCAAAUAAUUGCAGUCAAAUGAUUAAAACGGAAAAUGAAUGCAAUCAAUUUGGACGAAAAUUGAAUGCAAUCUUUUUUAUGUCAAUCGAUUCAAAGGAAUUCAAACUUAAAGUUAUAUUCAGUUAUUUGUCAAAUUUAAUUCAACCGUGAUAUUAAAGUAUUCAGAUUUAAAUUUGCAUUACUUCAAGAAUUAGUUAUAAAGAUUUCUUAUUAUUCAUAUUUCAUGAAGUUAACGACUUCUUUUGGAGUUGAGUCUGUUAUAAAACUUACAAAACUCUCAGCUCUAACUAAUACAAAAAAAAAAAACACUACAAUCGGGAACACUGGGGAUUUUGAUUAAAGCUUAUAAAUUCUUCUCAUUUUUACUUUAAACUCCCUUUUAAAAAAAUAUUGAUGGUAUGAAUAUUUAUAUUACUCGAGUCUAGUUUGAAACAAAUCCAGCUUUUAGAUCAUUAAAAAAAAAACUAUUAUUUCACUUUCUUUUCACGUGCAAGUGCCUUAAAUUAAAUAGUUCAUUAUUAUCAUCAUUACUUAAGGAAAAUAAGAUCUGGACAAUAAAAGUUUCAUUAAAAUUAUUUAUGGACAAAUUCUUGUGAGAACUUAUUUUCCUAAACUCACUUAACUCUAAGCCUAUUUUCGAAAAUCAAAAUCUCUGUUACUAUUGACCUUUUCUUCUAAGGAAUCAUUUACAACUUUGUUCAUUUAUUUUGUCCUAAGUCAGGCCAAAUAAAAUCUCAUAAAUAAGCAAAUGACUUGAAACUUUGCCCUUUCCGAUUCAUAAAAAUAAGAAAUGAUUUUCAUGUGACCAAAGUCUAUUAAUCUAAAUUCACUAAAAAAUGAAUAACAAAUUCUAUUAUCCUUCAUCCUUUCUUUAAUGAUGUGUGUUGAAAAUUUAUUAAAAGAUAUUGAAAAAUUGUACAUAAAUUAAAAAUUACUUAAUUUAAGAAAAAAAUUAAGAAAGAAAAAGUUUUCCAUAUAUGCUUUAAUGUAACUAAGCUUCCUUUGUAAAUAAGUCGAAUAUUUUUAAACACUAUUUCAAAUAAGCUUCCCUUAUAUUUAAAAAUUUUUAAACUUACGAUGAUAAAGUUAAGAGAACAAAAAAACAGAUAACAUUUUUUUAGAUGGCUUCCUAUAGACCUGGGCGAAUACCUAUUAUUUAAGAUAGCUAUAUCUAUGUAUGUAUAUUGACUAAAUGCAAACAAAAGUAUAUACAUAAAUACAUAAUUUUUGUACUUAUUUUUAGAUUUUUCGUUGAAAAAAAAAGAAAACAAUUGAAAGACGAAUAAAUUGUUAAUUUGUUGUAAGAUUUUUUGUAAAUAAAAAAAUAUAAAUAAUAAGAAUAAAAAUGUAAUCAAUUUUAAUACACAA